This is a messenger RNA of Symbiodinium sp. CCMP2592, 1221 nucleotides long. NCBI's taxonomy places the organism in Eukaryota, Dinophyceae, Suessiales, Symbiodiniaceae. The record is from the annotation of a GenBank genome assembly.
AUGCAGAUUCCGAAUGCCGAGCGCCUGCUGUCUCCGAUCUGCGUGCUUGCGCUGCAUGCCCUGUUGCUCGCGGAUGUGGCGUCCCAUCGGAGGCACCUCCGCGAGUUCACUUCCCGCGCUCCCCUGGAGUGGCUGCUGGCAGCGAUUGCGGUCCUCUGCUACCUGCGCACCGUCAUCUGCGACCCUGGCAUUCUGCGCCAGGCCACCGGAGAGGUUGCGAAGUCGGCGUGGCCCGUCUGCUGCUGCCUUCUUUGCGGCCUCUGCGCACCGGCUGCGGCCCUGGCGGCGCGGGAUGCGCGGGAUUUUCGCAAGGCCAGCGAUGCGGAGCUCCAGCCUAUCGGCCGGGUUGUCUUGGACUCCAUGGUGGAGGAGGCGGACGAGGAUCCCGGUGAAGAGAUGAUUUCUCUAGCAGACCUGGAGUCGAACUCAGCGGCUUUGGGUGAAGGCGUAUCGGCCAAAGAGCCUUCUGCCGAGCGCGAAGACGACAUGCCAAAGGAGUCCGCCUCUGGAAGCAGCGUCCAGAAGCGACGCGAGAGUGGAGACAGCCGCCGCCACCCCUGGCAAGAGCAAUACGCUGGGCCCUCCGGGCAAACGGUUACACAGUCCGGGGUGAAGCUGCGUUACUGCAAGAUAUGCCACAUGCACCAGCCACUGCGGACAAAGCACUGCCGCGACUGUGGUAAAUGCGUGCGUACACAUGACCACCACUGCCCGUGGGUUGGGACCUGUGUUGGCGAAGGCAACCGUGUCUACUUCUACUGGUUCCUCAUCGCCCAGUGGCUCGAGCUCGCUGUCUUCCUCUUCGAGGCGAGCCUAGAUCUCGCUCAGGAUGGUUUCCUGCCGCCCGUUUGGCUGGGGCGUGCACCGCUGCUGGUGCUCGGAAUGGUCGUCAUGGGCUUUCUCAUCAUGAUGGUGAGCUGUCUCGUGUGCUUCCAUUCGUAUCUCGCCAUGGCCAACAUGACCACCUGGGAGAACAUGUCCUGGCACCACAUCAGCUACUUGAGGGGACUCAACCCCGACAGCGGGUCCCCUUUCUCCUUGUCCAUGCGGGAGAACCUGGCGGUCUACUGCUGCGCCCACACCUGCCCUGCCUAUGCCAGCACUGGCGCAUCGAAGCGGACGGAAGAUGGGUGGGUGGUCUGGAGUUUGGGGGACCAGCAGAAUCCGCUUGAGCUUUACUGUUGUGGGACAGACCUGUGCAGCUGCUUCGACGUUGAAUGA